Dinoponera quadriceps is the source of this 7807-nucleotide messenger RNA. It is a transcript of the gene Usp, whose product is annotated as retinoic acid receptor RXR. Gene Ontology annotation, biological process: anatomical structure development; cellular response to ecdysone; positive regulation of transcription by RNA polymerase II. Gene Ontology annotation, molecular function: nuclear steroid receptor activity; nuclear receptor activity; RNA polymerase II cis-regulatory region sequence-specific DNA binding. The coding region runs from base 4025 to 5302 and encodes 425 amino acids. The transcript is spliced from 7 exons. The record is from RefSeq and is a predicted model, not a curated record. Gene Ontology annotation, cellular component: activator ecdysone receptor complex; nucleus. Lineage: Eukaryota; Metazoa; Arthropoda; Insecta; Hymenoptera; Formicidae.
UCGCUUUUUUCAUCUUAUUUUUAUUUCGUCAGCUGGAGUCUUUGUGCGGGUUCGCGUUCAAAAAGUCAUUAAGAGCAUCCGUCGUUCGGCAUAAUAAUAAUCAUUGCGGUUGCACCUAAUGAGUCGCGAAAGGAAGCUCCGAUCGUUUCACCUUUAAUGUCGAUGCUCGCAAAAUUGCUCUCUGCGGUUUGCAGAGAAUGAGAUAUUCGUCUUGCAUAAUGGGAAUUAUUCCACGUAAUACGCGUCGCCUUUAUGACGUUCUGUCGCAUUGAAAACAAGAAAAAUCGUGAAUCGCUCGUGAAAGGAAGGAUAUCUUCAUUCCACACCUCACGUCUCGUUCUUCAAUCGGAGAAUUUUGUCGCAACUACCUCGAGAAAUUAGCGGGGCUCUCGCGCAUUGUAAUUAUCGAUAAAAAUCCGGCAGCUUGACAAAGAGAGAGAGAGAGAGAGAGAGAGAGAGAAAAAAAGAGGUAUUCUCGUCCUUUCCCUCGUUGCGCGUCGUACAACAAAAGUGCAAGUGGAAACGCCGGGCGGGACUUUGUUGCACUCCUAACCCCUCUUCGCUGCUCCCUCCUCUUUCGUUCGCCGACUCCUCCUCGCAUUCUCCGCAUCCCCCCUCCUGCAUUCUCCCCCUCCUCCCUCCCUGCCGCGCCCUCCGACCUCUCCCCUCUCGUCUGGGAGCUGCACGCUCACAUGCAACGAGCCAGACCGGCCGGCUAGCGCUCAGUCGCCUUUAGCGCCGUGCAUCUCCGAGUCAGUCAGUCAUUGAGUCAGUCAGUCGGUGAAUCGGGUCGUUCGGGUACGCGCGAGAGGUAUCGCUGCUCUCUUUCUCUUUCCGCUGUGCAACUACUUUACACAUUCUCUUUCUCUCGUCGUUUAUUCGCAUCCCUUCUUUCCUACCUCAUUUGUCCUCUCUCUGCCCUCCUCUCUGACCGGGUCGCGUCACGAAUUCUCUUUCCCUUCUUCCUCCCGCAGAAGUGCAUCACCAAGUGCGCGAUGGCUUUACUUUUCACGUCCUCGUGACGCGACAACAACGUCGGCGGCGAGACGAAAGCGCGUGGAAUACCGUCGGCGCGACGCGAGGAAAGAAUCCCACGGCGUUUGCCGGAAUUUCAGAUGGUUUCGACUUUUAAAAAGUGGGUGUAUGCUUGUGUGAUUGUGGUGCAUCGCAAUAGUGUAAAACCUGCCGUUGUUUAUUUCGAUGGUAGUUGGAAACGAUGUCGUUUAAAAGCUUGCUCAAUCCGCGGCCCUGAUCCGCCACUGACAGUCUUGCUGUGCCAAGAGUCAUCGCCGCCAACGAAUCGUCGUGCUUUCAGCGUGUCGGUGAUCUUAGCAAGUGUCGUCACGUGCUAUACUUGAACCCGUGUAACGACAGCGCAAUGACUUCUCUAGCGGGGACAUAGUGGCGUCUAUUGCGCGACUGAAUGCACGUGCCACGGAAAUUCUAUAUUCCGUUCCGCCUCUUUUUUUUUACGAUUACAAUCUCUCAUUUAACGAUUAGUCGAUUAGUCUCUUGAGAAUAAUAUAUCAAGAUGAAAGAGAUUUUCGUUCUAUUAAUUGAAAAAAAUGGCCGACACAAUUUCUUUUUCCUCUUUUUAUCUUCCAAUAUCCCCCGAAAAUUCCUCCGUGCACGACAGAUGGUCUGGUGCAAUACAAAACGCUCCUCGAUUUACGAACGUUUGCGCGCGCAUAACGAUUCAUCGUCGUCUGCUGUCUCUCGUCUGCUGUACGCGAUUGUUUAACAUUCAAUAAACUGUCCCGCGCGCGCGGACAACAGCAUACGUACGGGCUCUCAUUGUGAAAAAUCAAUGCUCCGAGAUGACACAUAAAGUAUCGGACGACGCGCGCUUGUUCACCAUCAGUGUGUGAAAUGCCCGAAAUGCCGUGACAUUCGUGACAACAAGCGAGCUCAAAAAUUACGCUCAACGACGAGAAUAUCGGUUCAAAGUCCCGUUUUCGUCUAUUAUUAUAUUCACGUGAGGAACGACGGAUUUUCGCGAUAUUUGGGAGAAUCGAGACAAUGUCCGCGUGUCGUGAUGUGAACAAACGCGAAAUUACGACGUAGAAAAUUUUCUCGUUUUAUCCGACGACCGUAAAUAUACAUCACGUUUGUAUAGAAAUCAUUCACGCGUGUAAUACCGACUUAUUCCGGUAACAUAAAUCCUCUCGCGCUAUUCAGUGGACGAGAGCGAUUCAAUCGAGCAAAUCUGCAUCACAUUGGCGGCGCAUGAAAGAGAUCGUGUCUAUCGCGCGCGCGUCAUGCGUAAAAUACAGCGCCCCCUCCUCAUAUAACGGCGGCAUAUUUUUGUCGUUGACCCGUGCAGAAUUAACGUGCCGAUCAAUAUCCCCUCUCUAUAAUAACGUUCAUCGAUCAUGCCCGCCUGCGUCACUCUAUCUCAGUGAGUGAACGUGUUGAUAAUGCGAGAGAGGAUUUUUCUCUCGGGAUUUCAUCGUAUGUCAUUCGAUCGGAAUGCAAUACAAGAAAAUUUGGAUAUCUGUCUUGAUUGCAAAGUUAGAUAUUUCUCGGUUGAUUCGAUCGGCAAUAUUUGUAAUUCGAAAUAUCGCAUCUCGUCCGUUUGAUUCAUCGCGCAGCUUUCAUACAGCACCCGGUACAUAUCGAUCCGCCUAUAGCGUGGGCGCAGUCUUGGCGUUAACCUUGAACUUUAACCUCGGGGCAUUAACGAUUGUCGCGCGAUCUGGCCGCCCACGAUCGAACAAACGCACGAGGAAGGAUCGGCCACCUGCUUUCGAUGCAAUUGUCGGGAAUUAGCAAGGACCCUUGGUCGUGCAUUUCGCGCGUUACGUAAGCGCGUCCGGCCGAGCGCAUUUCCUGCGCGCGCGUCAAGGUCGUCGCGAAACGAUCGGUUUAUUUCGAGAAACUGUAUAAAAGCCGACGAUAAAUAUUUUUAGAGAGCCCCUUGUCGACGCGAAGCGCUUUUAGCUGUCUGGAACAACAGUUCGCUUUUUAUAAUAAACCCUUACGAGCGCAUCUCAAAAAUAUCGCACCUGUCGGCCGACUUUUGCGCGAGCGAAUGAUCGUCUGCGGGGGAGGGCAUUCCCGUGGGACGACCGUGCGGCGACCUCACGAAAGGGCUUUCUCUUAAACGCGCAAAAUACGACCGUCUGCGGACUUUUGAUCUUCGCCGCCCCCACUCUUGCCUUUCUGCAGUUUCAUUCGCGCGAGUCCACAUUGCCCCGAAAGAGUUACGCUUUCAACCGCUUUUACAUGCAGCGAGCAUUACUCGAGCAACGCGCAAAUACGAGUGCGCAUUAAUCGAUCCGAUAAUUUGAUCGAUGAAGAAAGACGGGCCACGGUAAAAAUUCAAGCGCUGCCUACACCCGUGACUAAUUGCACGCGUCACGCUUGCCACACUUAAGGCGAUGUUUCUCGAAUAUAUUCGUCGAGAUCAUCCGUCCGACCAAUCGCGCGACCACUUUAAACACGUUGGAUUCGGCAAGAUGAAAAAUAAUUAUUAUGCCUUCGAUAAGUUCAAAACCGCAGAAUGCGGUAAACGGCGAUAAAAGUCGAGGGAUAACUCACCGAAAUCGGAAUAAAUCGCGCAUUUAUCAACGCUCUCUUUCUUGUCGCCGUUGUCAUAAUGCGUGAUUUGUGACACAAGGGAGUGUAUGUUUACAAGCUACUUAUCGGUAAACGUCAUGGGAUUCGAACAUUUUCAACGUAGGAUACUUCUCGCGUCCGCUAGAAUUGCGCCGCCUUCCCGCUCCUGAAAUAUCACUCUUCUAACCGUAGAGAAUAGUAAAAUAACUGCGGUCGAUCACUAACGUACCAAAGAAGUGCAGUGUGAGCAACCAUACCAAAUCGAUUACCAAAAGAAGGAGCGGCAGGUGGACCAGUAGAAGACGAAAUGACGCGACAGGCUUCCGCUUGAGAGAAAUAAAUUACGACGGGGUGGUUGGUGUGUUUCCGGGGGUGUAGGGGAAGAAAGAAACUGUGAAAGAGAGAGAGUCGUUGAACAAAUCGGUUCACGGUGACGAGUGAAAGUAGAACGGGCAAGCCGAGCAAGAUGAUGAAGAAGGAGAAACCGAUGAUGUCGGUGACGGCCAUCAUCCAGGGGACUCAGGCCCAACAUUGGGCACGCGGCAACACCUGGCUGAGCCUGGACAGCAACAUGUCGAUGUCGUCCGUGGGCCCGCAGAGUCCCCUCGACAUGAAGCCCGACACGGCACUCAUCAAUCCGGGAAACUUUAGCCCUUCGGGUCCCAAUAGCCCAGGAUCCUUCAAUGCCGGUUGUCACAGCAACCUCCUGAGCACGUCGCCCAGUGGUCAGAGCAAGACGGUAGCGCCUUAUCCACCUAAUCACCCUUUGUCGGGCAGUAAACACCUGUGUUCAAUCUGCGGCGACCGCGCGAGCGGCAAACAUUACGGCGUUUACAGCUGCGAGGGAUGCAAAGGAUUCUUUAAGCGGACGGUGCGCAAGGAUCUGUCGUACGCCUGCCGCGAGGAGAAGUCCUGCAUCAUCGACAAGCGACAGAGAAAUCGCUGUCAGUACUGCCGGUACCAGAAGUGCCUGACGAUGGGUAUGAAAAGAGAGGCGGUGCAAGAGGAGCGUCAACGUACCAAGGAGCGGGAUCAAAGCGAAGUGGAGAGCACAAGCAAUUUGCACGCGGACAUGCCGAUCGAGCGUAUCCUCGAGGCGGAGAAACGGGUCGAGUGUAAGAUCGAGCACCAGGGAAAUUACGAGAACGCAAUGUCGCACAUUUGCAACGCUACGAACAAACAGCUGUUCCAGCUGGUGGCAUGGGCGAAGCACAUCCCGCACUUUACGUCGUUGCCGUUGGAGGAUCAGGUGCUUUUGCUCAGGGCAGGCUGGAACGAGCUGCUGAUAGCCGCCUUCUCCCACCGUUCCAUCGACGUAAAGGACGGUAUCGUUCUGGCGACGGGCACCACGGUGCAUCGAAAUUCGGCGCAACAGGCGGGCGUGGCCUCGAUAUUCGACCGCGUGCUCUCGGAGCUGGUGUCGAAGAUGCGCGAAAUGAAAAUGGACAGGACCGAACUCGGGUGUCUUAGAUCCAUUAUUCUCUUCAAUCCCGACGUGCGAGGUCUCAAGUCCAUCCAAGAGGUCAGUUUGCUGCGCGAAAAAAUUUACGCCGCCCUGGAGGAAUACACCCGUGUGUCCUGGCCGGACGACCCCGGCAGGUUUGCCAAGUUGCUGCUUCGCCUACCAUCCAUCCGUUCGAUCGGUCUCAAGUGCCUGGAGCACCUGUUCUUCUUCAAAGUGAUCGGCGACCCACCGAUCGACGAUUUCCUCAUGGAGAUGCUAGAGUCGCAAUCGGAUACUUAGGAGCAGAAGGUGUGCCGCGUCCUGGGGCACACCGAUUUGUAAAAAGCGGACGACGAAAAAGAAGAUGAUUAUGAUGAUGACAACGACGACAACGAUGACGACGACAAAAGAACACAGAGAGUCGGUUGCGCAUUCGGCCGAUUUCUUUUCUCAUCUUUGCUCUGUGGCGUCCCUCCUGCAAAUAUCACCAUCGGUUCAAUCGUCAAAUGAAAUAGAAUUUACUUACUCUUCACCGCUGCCCCCCUCGUCCUCAUCUAUCUCCUCCUCUCUCCCGUCGCGUCCCGUUAUUUAUGUUUAUGUUAGAAUUUAGCGACUCUCGUGUCCAGUGUAAAGAGGCGAUCUUAGCCGAUACGUGAUAAUGGUAUGCGUGCGCAUGUGUGUGUGUGUGUGUGUGUGUGUGUGUGUGUGUGUGUGUGUGUGUGUGUGUGCGCGCGCGUGCGUGCGUAAAAGCAUCGCGAUCAGUUGUAAAUCAGCUGAGAUGUCAAUGCUCGCCGAAAAGCGACUUAAAUUUCUGUCGAAAAAAUUGGCAGCUUCGCGACGCGAGAAAAGGAAGGAAAUGAUGGAUAGAAAUUUAAGAUUCGGCGAGUGCGGACGCGCGCGGAGAAGCUGUGGAUAGAUAGAGAUCCUUAGAAAUAUCAUCAAGAACAAAUCGUUGCCUCUUUAGUCUGCGGCAUGUGUCGUGCCAUCAUCCGGACGAAGAUAUAUCUCACAGCCGACGAUCGGAUCUUUGUUUUGGAUGGACGGACGGACAGACAGACAGACAGACAGACAGACAGACAGAUGUUGCGUCUUUGUCGAAUUGCGUGCCUCUCGAAGUCGCGUUAGUUCCUUAAAUGACGAUUAUUAUAUUUCUCUGCUUCACAUUUUUGCACACUUUGUUACCUCCCGUGAUCUUUCUCUUCUCCAUCCUCUCGGCAAAUUCGACGAAGACGCAGACUGUGCUCGCGAGUUCUCUUUACAUUCCAACUCGAUUCGGAUCGUUACUUUACAAAAAACCUCGCAUACAGAUGUAUGCACAUACUUGCAUCAAUAUACGCGGCCCUUGUGCGCGCGCGCGCGCAUUAACAAUAAUUUAUUGUUUUGUAUUUUAGAGUAUAGAAGAGAAACGAAAACUUACUGAUUCUCAUUAUUAAUUAUAUUGAGUAUACAUGGUAACUCCCCUCCUCUUGAGUUCAGCAGCAUGUAACAAAGUUACUGUGAACGAAAUAGUGAAAUUUUGACAAACUAAAGCGUGCGAACCAAGUAUUUACUUCCAGGGUGUUUCAAGGUAUUAGGGUUUGCGUCUGUUUUUUUUUUCUUUUCUCUCUCUCUUUUUUUUUCCCCCGACAUUCUUUACCAACAGCCGUUGCCGGUGUUGCACAGCUUUUAGGCAGGUUUUAACACGCGGUAAACACUCGCAGCGCUAGAAUAUGCUGUCUUCUGAUGUUUGGUACAAAUUUGACAUGGCAGCAAAUAGGAUAGACAUUUUUCUCUAUCGUAGAGAGUUUACUGGCAUUAAGAUUUGUUUUUUCCCGGCGAAUACGUUCAACGUACGGCAGAAGAUGAAAGAAGAAAAGGAAAGAAAAUAGAAGAAGGACGCGCGUAAGAGCCUCUCGAACCUCUUGAAGAACAGACGUUUUGCGUGCGCGCGAGAUGUGUAAUUAUUCUAUGAAUCUAGAAUAAGAAUUAAUUGAUCGUGGACAGAAUUAAGAUAGAACCCUACUCUCGUUGUUAGUAAUUUACAGAACGUGUGUGUCACAUGAUUCGAGCUGAUGGAUCGGCGAUGAAUUCGUAAAUCCAUACGAAACAGGGCGUGCUUGUUCGGCCGGUCACCUUCGGAACUUGACAGCAUGUAAAGAUAUAGGAUACACAUAUAUAUAUUUUUCUAUAAUGACAAUCUCUAUCUCUGUCUACUCUACUUCCAAGAGUCGAAUUAAUGACGCUCGAUUCACAGACGAUGGGCAAAAUUUCGAUAUUACGUUGGGUCCCGGACCGUGAAUGUCGGGACACUCAAGUGUCAUCGUACAAUCUAAGUUCGGUAAGUUAUAUAAUAAAUAGAUAUGAGAGCGCUUACAUACGCGUUUCUAUAUCGACAGUUUUGUGAGAAAUUUUCGCGAUCGAAUGUGCGUCUCCCACGGUGGGACGUAAUGUAAUAAUGCGUGCGUUAAUUUUUUUCUCGUUUUAUCGUUUAACGUGACGGAACGCGGAUAUCGUACAAAUACCUGUGACAUUUCGCCGGACACUUUCAGCUCCAAUCAUUGAUACGAUUUACUCUACUACUUUAGAAACCGUAAGGGAAUGAUCAUACUUACUUCAAUAAUAUAAAUUAUGAUAAUAUUAUUAUAUAUUAUUAAACACACAUAUUUCUAUUUUUGCGUGAAUGCCUACGAUUGUUAGUUGUUGGUUAUUGUUAUCUACUUGAUGAGAGUUUUUAAUGUUAUGCAUACCGUGGAAAACACAAACGCAAUUAUUAAAUUCAUACUUUUUUUUUCCUUUUACAAUAUAGUGGAGUUGCUGUUCAUUUCA